CGUCGGAGGCGCAACGAGCGGCUUCUCCUUCUUGUUCUCUUCCUUCCUCCUUUCCUCGGGUGACAGCCCUUUCUGCCGGGAGCCCUUCUUUUGUUGCCUCCGCAGCCAAUCAAGGCUUUUGACGACACAGUUCAGUUGGGAUAUAAAAGGAGAGUCCGUCUUUCUUCGCUCGGCGCCCCCCUUCCCCUCGCUCGCCUGCCUUCCUUCCUUCUUCCUUCCUUCCUUCUCCGAGGCAGCAAGUCACCCGCCGCCUCCCGAGAAAGAAGCCGGAGGAGGAGAAGUGGGAGAAGGAGGAAGAGGAGGAGGAGGCGCCCCCUCCACUGACCCCCGGCCCGGGAGAAAGAGAAAGCGAGGGAGGGGAGGGAGGGAGGGCGGCAGGGAGGCUGGGAGGGGAAGCCAUGCGGGCGCCCCGGUCCCUGCUGUGGCUGCUGGUGCUGCUGGCUUUGGAGGUGGGCGCCGGCGAGAAGGCGAAGGCAAAGGCGGCCUCCUCCUCCUCUUCAUCCUCCUCCUCCUCUUCGCCGGUGCCGGUUCCGUCUUCGGCGGGCGCGGAGGGGGACCCCGGCGGGCCGGGCUGCCCGGUGUGCCUGUGGCGGCAGCACAGCAAGGAGCUGCGCCUGGAGAGCAUCAAGUCGCAGAUCCUGAGCAAGCUGCGGCUGAAGGAGGCGCCCAACAUCACGCGCGAGGUGGUCAACCAGCUGCUGCCCAAGGCGCCGCCGCUGCAGCAGAUCCUCGACCUGCACGACUUCCAGGGGGACGCCUUCCCGCACGACGCCGACUUCCUGGAGGAGGAGGAGGACGAGUACCACGCCACCACCGAGACCGUCAUCAGCAUGGCCCAGGAGACGGACCCUGUUGUACAGAUUGAAGGCAAUCCACACUGUUGUUUCUUCAACUUCAGCCCCAAGAUUAUGUUCACUAAGGUAGUAAAGGCGCAGCUAUGGGUGUACCUGAGACCUGUUCAGCAUACCUCCACAGUCUACUUACAGAUCCUGCGUCUCAAGCCAGUGACAGAGGAUGGUAGUCGCCACAUCCGCAUCCGCUCACUCAAGAUUGACCUGAAUUCACGCAUUGGCCACUGGCAGAGCAUUGACUUCAAACAUGUGCUGCAGAACUGGUUCAAGCAGCCUCAGAACAACUGGGGUAUUGAAAUCAACGCUUUUGAUCCCAAUGGCAAUGAUCUGGCUGUCACCUCGCUGGGGCCUGGCGCCGAAGGCCUGCACCCCUUCAUGGAGCUGCGUGUGUUGGAGAACAACAAACGGUCUCGUCGGAAUCUGGGACUAGACUGUGAUGAACACUCCACCGAGUCCCGUUGCUGCCGUUAUCCACUGACCGUUGACUUUGAGGCUUUUGGCUGGGAUUGGAUUAUCGCCCCCAAGCGGUACAAAGCCAACUACUGUUCAGGCCAGUGUGAAUACAUGUUUAUGCAAAAAUAUCCUCACACCCAUUUGGUGCAACAAGCCAACCCACGGGGGUCUGCUGGGCCUUGCUGCACACCCACCAAGAUGUCCCCCAUUAACAUGCUGUACUUCAAUGACAAACAGCAGAUCAUCUAUGGCAAAAUUCCUGGCAUGGUUGUCGACAGGUGUGGAUGCUCUUAAACCCCCUACCUGUCCUGUCACUCCCUUCUUUUGAUCUCUUUGGAUUCCUGCUUCAAUGAUGCACCCUGACAAAUAGCAUUUGAAACAUUUUUGGAGAGAAAAUGAUCGUGGGAAAAGAACAAGGUGAAUAGAAUUGUAUUGAAAAUCUCUGAAGUGACAUCAUGCACUGUGCAAUAAUCAAAACAGACGUCACGUUUCUGGAAAGUGGAUGAGUUGGCUUGGAUCACUACUUUCCUCCCUGAGGCAAAUCUGGAUCAAGCAUUCUUCUCUUCUCCUCCAAAACCCUUCCUUUGACCUAUUACUGCUCAAGCUUUACUUUUACUGGCAUCCUUGCUUUCUUCCCAACCCCUUUCUCUCUUGACCUGGGAAGCAAAAAAAUAUGGGUUUUAUCGUGAAAAGAUCAUCCAAAAGAGAGAAGACCUUCAACCCGUUUACAAACAGUGAAAGCUUCCUAGAUUGUGAUUAAGUUAAAUAAAAUGUUGUAUGGAGCUAUAACAGAUAAAAUAGGGGGGGAAGAGGUAAAUAUUUUGUAUUAAGAUGAAGAAGGAAACCAGCCAGCUUGGGAAAGAUUUGGCAUUUUGUUUUGUGGGUGGGAGGGGGAGGGAGAAUAUAGUCUGGGAAUUGGGGAUUGUUGAACCUGCCUGCCUUUUGAGAGACAGAAACCCUGAAGAGAUGGAAAGCUCCAAAAAUGCAAACUGACAUCCACUUAAAUGCUUUCCUGCAUUGACUGCAUGGUUGCAAGAGAUGGUGAUGGAAUGGAGGUGUAGGCUGUAGUUACAUGGGUGUUGAAAUGACUGACUGGAGGUUAAACUGCCAAUUCUAGCUGACUUGGAUGCUCCAAGCAGAUAGGAUCCAACAUUCUUCAUCUCCAUUGCCUGUAAAAAUGAUGAACCCAACACAGCGAAUUCAAGAUACAUAUGUCAAUUCAGAACCCAUUUUAAAGCAGUAGGAAAAACACCCUGGGGGAGAUUGGACCCAUCUAGGUUUCCUCCUCCUUCUGCCCUUCUGAAGAAGUAUAUUGUACAUCACUACAAGAAAGGUUUCUAGAAGAUGCAGUUGAGUGAAAACAAAAUUACUUUUAUUUAUUUUAGCAACAGAACCUUUGUACUUAAAGGACCACUUUUGCCUAACAUUUCAGUGGAAGGAAUAUAUAUCCAUGAAUGUAAAUACUACAGAACUAGUGAUUAGCCUUUGCUAACAGCAGAACUAGAUUAGACCACUAGUUCCUUUGGAUGGCUUGCAGUUUGUUUUUUUAAACUGGGCAGUGUAGUGUUGCCUUUAUACUGCAAGUUUUUUAAUAAGACAGCAAUUUUUGAAUAGUGGCAUAGGUUGCUCUAUAUUUCUACCUGCUCCACUGGUAAAUCAAUGUUUUUUCUAAAAAUAUAUUAAAUGCACUUAAGUAGAUUUUUACUUCAUUUCCAAACUUCCAUGACACUGCUAUAUGAAUUUCCUUCCAUUACAGAGCUUAUAGCUUUGCUUCUACUAUUUGAACCAACAGGAUGGCAGAGGAGAACGAAACAUAUGGCUUAAGGGAAUAGAACAUUAACUCACAACAGUCUUGUUUCAAAGCUACUGGGAAGUCAGUGCUUAGACUGGACAUGUGGUUCAUAAUCUUGAAAUUCAAGGAGUUGGAUUGGCAGGCAGUAAAGUUUGAGUGGAAGAAAUUACUAUGUUUAAUGGUCCGGUAACAACUGUUGUUUAAAGUUAGUUAUUACAGCUUGGAUUUUCAGUUCAAAUAUAUCAUACUGCAAACUGGAACCCAAAAUAUAAUCCAUUACUGGGUUAUUAGUUCAAAUCUAGUAUGUGAACUAAAAACAUUUGCUUGUAGUGGGGGAUUAGUGUUCAGCCACGCCCUGCUGAAUUUCCAUUUGUGAAUGGGACAAAAGCUUGUUCUGUCAGGACUAUAAGAAGCCACAUUAUAGACCAGGAUAGCCACUGAAUUAUUGUUCUCAAGGGCUAAAGCACUUUGACAGAUGAGAUGACAUAUAUAGUAGAUUUCACUUCAUGCAAAGCAUUCAUUACAUCAUAUCUAUUCAAAUAGAGGGACAAGUUAGAUAGAAGAAAGCUCUUUAUAAUGAAUAGGUGACCCCUUAUGGCACUUGAAAAGUAGACUAACAUGCCUCUAUUUGUGAGGUCAAGGUAUGGAUUAUAUUAAAACAUGAAGUUGUUUUUGCAGACUGUUCAUCAUAUUACUCCAGCUAAUUUAUGAUGCAAAACUUGUAAUUGAUUUUUUUUUCCUGAAAGAGGAAAGAAGAGACAGGAAAAUAAGAAUUCGCUCUGAAGCAGGCAGACUGGAAUAAACACCGUGGCAUUUUUUACUUCCCUUUUGCUGUUUUCAUGACAGUAUGAAAUCAGGAUCCCUGUUUCUCCAGAGUUCAGCUGUUCCUGCUGCUCUAGGGCUUGUUUCUCCACAUCUCUGCUUGGGCUGUCUAGGGAGCUGCUGUGUGAUAUGAUGUAACCCUUCAGAAAUGCCUAGCCUGAGUCUGGAACCCAGGGGUGGUGGUGACAGACUGGAGGGGAGUCUGUAGCAGACCCAAGGCCAAGUAUUUAUUUAAAAUUUUCAGCAUAGAGGAUUUGGAGCCAACCAUCAACAAAUAUGCCAAGAUUACAGUUCUUCCAUUACAUUAAAUUACCCCUCUGAUUUUUUUUCUGAAUUGACUUUUUGACAGAAAUACUGUUUAUGGAUAGGAUGGAUAUUAGUAAAUGGGGAAGAAGAGUCAAGCGAGGCCACCAGAAACUAAUAGAUCCUAUAGCCUUUUCAAUUCUAGCACUUAUUAUAUAAGAGCUGACAUAUGAAUCCCAACAACUAGCCCAACUCUUAAAUGCAGCAAUGUUGGUUAUUCCUAUGUUAGUCAAUACAAUGUUUGCCUUCCUACUUUGAAGUUGCGGAGUACGAGAACAGUGAGAAAUGCAGACAUGAAAGCUUGAAUGAAGAUGCAUAAGAUGAGAUGCUGUGGAAAUGUUAAGCUCCCCAAUCUUAGCACUUCUCAUGGGUUUAAACCCUAAAUCCCAAAGAAGGGAACAGUCCCUAGCCCAAGGUUGCACAGGGAUCAGCUUUUCUGGUCCUUUUUUAAACUACACUGCCUUUCUCUCUCUUUCUCCCUUUAGCACUUAAAGAUUGAAGCGCUUCAACCUUUUCAAAAGCACUCAUCAUACAUGCCUUCUCAGCUUGCUGAGUAUGCACUAAAUUACACAAAUGUGUUAACUGCUUGGUAUAAAUGAAUUUGAGAGCAUACAUUACAUACAGGAAAAUCACUCAGGAAAUGGAAAUCUAUGAGGAGAUUUACAACAAGACUCCCUGGGCCUGCAGGGAGUCUUGUUGGAUAACCUGCUUUGAGUUAUCCUUUAGGAUUUGAAGACUGCAUGCCACCAUGUGAUGUAUUUGCUACCUGUGUUCUCACUGUCCCAUUGGUAGACCAUAAAGCUUUAAGAAAUUUAAAGCCAGAAUAAAAACAUAUUAUAAAUGGUUCUCACAGUAUGCCAUCAAGUUCAACAAAAGGAGGUUGCCAGGAAUAUGAAAGAUACAAAAAUGCUAAUCAUAUUAAUAUGCUUGGCAAUACUGCUAUCCGGUAGAAUUUUCAUUUAAAGCUUUUAAUUUCUGUUUUGAAAUACCCUGGACUGAGAAAGAGAACCAAACCAAAUGCUUGAAAACGAAGAUCUGAGACAUGGGAUUCGUUGACAAGCUGUCACCUCACUGCUGUUUAAAAGCAAAAUACAUGUAAAUAUACUCUAUGAGUUAAACAGGCCAGUUUCAUUUUUGUCUAGGGACUAUUUUGAAAGUAUGCCUACAGUAUUUGCUGAAGAUAAGAAACUGAAUAGGUCUUGAGUAGAUCUUUCCAUUGUUUGGGAGCAGAGAGCUGCAUCACCCUCCGCAUCCAGGGAGAACUCAUGUAUUCUAGUCCCUAUCACCCUUUGCUCUGGGAAGAAUAGACUAUAACAAUAGAACAGAAACUGAGUAGAACUCUAGAUAUAGUUGCACCUGCCAUUUAAGGGAUCUAUGCCACGUGUGGAUUUCAUUGUGCUCUAUUAUAUUAUAAAGACUUGUGUUAGAAGCUGAAAAGGAAGGAAAGUUAGCAAUGUUGAUCUAUAAGACUAUUGUAUUAGGAACGAUAUCAUAAAAAAGAAAGAUGGCAUUGUUCAUCUUUUUUUUUUUUUUUUACAAAUUUGCUUUACCAAUCAGUAAGCAAUCAGAACAACACCCGCUAUCUUUUUUGAUUUUACAAAAUAGUUCCUAACAUUUUGAGGGUAAAAGUAAAAUCCUUGGAUUGAAAAAUGAAUUUCAUCAUAAUCAAGUUAUACAGAUAAUUGUAUGUUGCAAGAGAAUUGUGAAUCAAGCAUGGUGCUAUUUGUUUGAGAGAACCCUUCCCAAUCCCGGUCACUUUCCUCUCCAACCAAUCUAGCAGGUGUUUUUGUGUAGUCUACUUGUAACCAAAGGGCAACUUCAUCAAUGUGUUCCACAAAAUGUUCCUCCUUAAGCCCACUGAAAUCAGCCAGACCUUUACUUUUCUGCUUAUUGUGAUCAGACACUUAAGUCCCAUUAUGCUUUAAGAGGGAGAUGUUCUUAGAUGACCUGCUAUGGCACAAAGCCACAUACUUUGUUAUACACAAUUCCUCUCUGCUGGAGACACAGAGCGGAGAAGUGCAUGACAAAGCUACUUUUCAUGAAGUAUAAUUUUCUGUCGGUGGCUUUGCUCAGUGGCAGGAGGUGGGGGAAGGGAUGUAUGCACAUCACUGUAUGAAAGUCGAGAUAGGUUAUGAUCAAACUGGAUCCCUAGGAGUUGGGCUCUUUCCAAUGGGACAUUUCCAAACAGCUAUUUUUGAAUGCAAUUUAGCUCUCCAAGAAAUAGUUCAGCAUUGGGUAUUGCUGCUAUAGAAAAAGAAAAAAUGUAUGGACUUCGAACAGCAGGCACUGAAAAGCAUUGCCUGAAACACCUUAAUUCAGAGUACGUAAUGAAUUUAAGCAAACUAUUAGUAUCAGGAUGUUGUGAUGUAAUUCAUUAAAUGCCAAUGAACUCUUAUACUGCAAAGCUUAUGAUCAUAAGAGACUACUGGGGUAGCCAGUGAGGGAAGGAUAUGAGGGAACCCCCUCCCCCUCCUUUAUAGUAUCAAGCUCGUUCACUAUGCUUUGGCUAAUGUAGACUUAACAUAGGGCACCUAGUCACUGAAGAGAUUCAGUGAUGCAGUAUUCAUUCUCCUUGAAUCUUACAUGUAAAGACAGAAGUCUCAGUAGAGCAAAUAAAAUUUGCCCUUUGGAUCACCCAUUAUUUUAAGUUUGUUUCUUAAUAGGUCCCUACUGAUCCAAGUGUCCAACAUCAUUAAGGAAUCUUUUUCAGAGAUGUGUAAAUUGAUCCUACAAAUGCUUUCUCAAAUAAAUCCUUCUGAGUUCAGUGGCACUUAUUCCUAUGUGCUCCCAUGUGUACGAACCUCCAGUUUUCCUUUAAGCAUCCAUUCAGAAUGAUACACCAAAAAAACUGGGCAGGUCUCACCUGAAACAUGGAUGUUUUCUUUCUGGGUUUUGGGUGGUUUGAUACCCCUCACCUUCUACUGCCCAAUGGUGCUAAACUAGAAAGAUAAGAUCCGGAUCACCUGCUACUAGUGUUUUCUUUCAAUGGGAUAGCAUUUUGCUCUGGGUAAUUGGAUUCACAAAAGGCAGGCAGGCAUGAUUAUUUUUGGAUGUAUGCUUGUAAAUACAAGUCUUUUAAGUGUAUUAUUAUUUACUUUGUUUAUGUUACUGUCCAUAAAUGUCAUAGUGGUGUGUGUGAAUGUUGGGAGUGUAACUGUGUACACAUGUAUGAGUGUGACAAAGAAAUGAGUCUGAGGAUAAUGACAUGGGUGAGGAAGUUUUGUGCUUUAUUUUAAUCACAUGACCAAAAGGCUAUUCACUGGUUAAGAUUGUUUUGUUUGUUUGUUUUGAUCACAUGACCAAACACAGCACUUGAACAUCAAAAUUUUAAAAAAAUUAAAAAAUAUAUAAAAAUACAAAAAAAAAAAAAAGAGUUCAGAGCUUUUCACUCCAAUCCGGCACCUGGGACAUGCAUAGCUGAUAUCUCAACCUUUCCAGAUGAGAACCCUUAUGGCCGUCUUCAAGAGAAGAGACUGCCAAACAGGGGAGACUAGCAUUUCAAAGGGAAAGUUAAUGCCACUACAGCAUGUGUUGUGCCAUACAACGAUUUUCUGAAAAGAGUGCAAAUUGGUUUUAGGUCCAUGGCUGGUGUUAAAUCUAAAGAGAUUUCUGUUGUACAUGGUCAGUAUGUCUAUUCACAUCUCUGCAUCAUCACCCUGAGCUGCCACCUUUACAAAACGGAUGCCGGUUCACUUGGAAAGCAAGAGGUGGUCCCACCAGGACAUUUGGGGAGGCCUCAGAGACUUUGCAGGAGUGAAGCAAAAAGCCUGGACUUAAAACUGCUGAAUGUUCACUGUAAAAAAAAAAAUCUGUACUGAGAGACUGCUUUGGGCUAAGGUACCAUUUGCACUAUGAAGGUUAAAGAAAAUUUAAAGAGACUAGAAUGGAGUUUCCCUUAUGUGACACACCCUAGAGCUCAAGAAGAGAUACUUUUAUGUCUGUGCUUUCUCUUUUUGUAAUGGCUGUGUGUGAGGAUUAGUAUGUAUGAAUCUUAGCGUAGUUUCCUUCCUGCUGAAGGCAAUUCACUGUGUAGUUCUGCAAUCUCAGCAACUAUACACUGAUGUAUCUGACUUCCAAGCCACAAAGUGUCUUGUUACUGUCAUAUCAUUGAUCACAACUUUAAUAGGACAAACUAAACCAAUAGCUAAUUUCUUUGCAAAAUACAGUCUAGGUAUUUAUGUACAUCUUCAUGCUGGUACAUAGCGAUAGAAUUCAUCAGUUUCUAGCUAGCCUUAGCUUCCCCCGAGUUGUCAAGAAUGAGGGAGAAGAAUCUACAUCUUAAAUAAUUAGUUCGGGAGAGAAGGAUAAAGCUGAACUUCCAGCGUAACUACUGAUUUCUCCUAAUAUAUUAGGAAAUCAAGAGAGCUAGAUAUUUCUUUUUUGCUGCAGCAGCGAAAAAUGUGUCAACAGAAAAUUUGAUUCUUUAAACACCUGAAUUCUUCUGCAAGCGUUAUCACUCAUGCUGGUAUAACUUUCGAAGCAAAUUAGCUUUAUCUCUGUGUGCCAUCUGUAGAAGAGGGAUGUUGUAACUUCUGUUACAGCAACAUUGUUAGUCUUAAUUGGUGUAUUUUAAAACUUUAUAGAAUCCACAGAAGAACAAAAUGCUAAAGGCAUAAAAGCCAUUAAAGUUAUUUAGUACCCACUUCUUAGAAUAAUAUCAAUUGGUAUCUCUGCUGGCAUUCUUUUGACUUCAAAUGACUCAUCAUUCCAUCCCUUACUAUAUUUUGACAUUGCUGAAAGGAAAUUUCUUAAAUGGUUUCAUCACCAUUUAUCAAACACACAGUGCUCUGGAAUGUUUUACUUAACAGCUUUGGAGUUAUGACAAAUAUUUUCUCAGAAAAACAGUCUUUCCUCCUCAGAUGGAAAAGCUCCUAGUUGUUCAUUUCACUAAAAUCCCAAUAAAUGCUCGCAUUUUAAGCAGGCGUAUCUCCUGCCUUAGAGAGCUUCCUGACUGAAAUAUAAGAAUUAAAUUGAGGAGGCACUCCUUUACGCAGUGUUGAGGUCCGAACAACUGGGGGCUAUAACAACUGUUCUUUUUAUAUACAUAUUGGGGAAAAACGGAGCAAGAGGAAGAAAAACAAAACAAAAAUAAGAAUUGCCUUGGCUAUUUCUCUUCUGUGUUGUAUAAAUUAACUUGUUCUGUAACUGGCUUUAGUCUGUCUAGUGUAUCAUAACCAUUGAUUCUGGUUCAAUUUCUCUUUGUUCUUUUUUAGAUUUUUUUGUACAAUAAAUAUAUAUAUAUACAGCAAAAAUAAAUCUCCUUUUUGAUGAA
This is a messenger RNA of Anolis carolinensis (green anole), 9493 nucleotides long. It is a transcript of the gene gdf11, whose product is annotated as growth differentiation factor 11. Gene Ontology annotation, molecular function: growth factor activity; cytokine activity. The coding region runs from base 399 to 1598 and encodes 399 amino acids. The transcript has 3 exons. NCBI's taxonomy places the organism in Eukaryota, Metazoa, Chordata, Lepidosauria, Squamata, Anolidae. Gene Ontology annotation, cellular component: extracellular region. The record is from RefSeq and is a predicted model, not a curated record.